ACUUCCUGAUCCGCACCGCAGAGUCUCCGCACACAAACAUCACCAAAUCACUCUGUGUCUUAAUUAUCUCUCAUAAUGAGAGGGACACGCAUUAUAUUUGAGCUUGAGCAUAAAUGAAACCCGUUUCUGAGGGGUUCGCGCUGAAACUCAAGUGUGCCAAGAAGCAUGAACCUGCACCAGGUGCUCACAGGAGCCGUCAACCCCGGAGACAACUGCUUCUCUGUGGGCCGCGUCAACAACCAGCCCUUCACGGCCUACGCCUCUGGCUGUGACAUCGUCAUUCUGGGGAGUGACUUUGAAAGGAUCCAGAUCAUCCCAGGAACCAAACACGGGAACAUCCAGGUGGGCUGCGUGGACUGUUCACUGCAGGGCGGACAGAUCGCAGCGUCGUACGGAAACAUUAUUUGUGUGUUUGAGCCGGUGGAGGUCAGUCCACAAGGAAAAGCACAAAAACAGAAGCGGAGCUAUCAUUGGCAGAAGAGCGGGCAGUUCGUCCUGCAGUCGGUCGCACAGAUUCUGACGUGGCACCCCACAGGCUCGUGUCUGCUGACGGGCUCGUCGUGUCUGCAGCUGUGGUGUGACGCUCAGUCCAGCGCAGAGACCGAACCCGCUGCUCCUCAGCGCUCCUGGAGAAGCGUUUGGCAGUGCAAGUCCGCCGCUCCCACUCACUUCAUCAAGUUCUCCCCGGAUGGAGAGUUUUUUGCGACCGCAGGACAGGACGACUGUCUGGUGAAGGUGUGGUACAGCACCAGUAAAUGGCAAGCAGACGUCACCAAACUCUUCACGCCGCUCGACCUGCGCUCCGGAGCCGAGAUCAACUUCUCCUUCAUUUACCUGGCUCACCCUCGCUCCGUCACCGGCUUCUCCUGGAGGAAGACCAGCAAAUACAUGCCCAGAGGCGCCGUGUGUAACGUGCUGCUGACCUGCUGCAAGGACAGCGUGUGUCGCCUGUGGGCCGAAACACUGCUGCCCAGCGACUGUCUUCUGUCUGGACUCAGACACAAUCACUGCAGCAAUGACGUGAUGAAGAAUAACAGCAUGAAGAAGAGCUCCAGCAACACCCGAGCGCAGAGCCAGAACCCGCUGGAGAUGAUUCCUGGCUUCCUGGCUCCGUCUGAUGGUCACGAUCGCUGCAUCUCGUGCCUGGGCUUUGAGCACGCCGAGGCAGCGCUCGUGGGAGAUUCAUGUUCUCAUUGCGGGAACAUGACCAUCGCGAUGUUACGAUCGAGACUCCUCUUCAUGAAACGAGGGGGAGUCCCUCUUGCUAUGCCCCGAUCAAGUUCCUCUGUCUCACAGCAGCGGAGGACUACUUCGGCAUAUGGUCAGGGUGAUCUGAGGAUAGGCGCCGUGUGUAACGUGCUGCUGACCUGCUGCAAGGACAGCGUGUGUCGCCUGUGGGCCGAAACACUGCUGCCCAGCGACUGUCUUCUGUCUGGACUCAGACACAAUCACUGCAGCAAUGACGUGAUGAAGAAUAACAGCAUGAAGAAGAGCUCCAGCAACACCCGAGCGCAGAGCCAGAACCCGCUGGAGCUGAAGCUGAAGCCGUCGUGGAGAGAGGAGGUGCGCUGUUUAUCUCAGCUCUCAUACAGCGGUCCUCUGCCCCAGCAGCAGAACAAACACAACGCCCAUCGCACCAACAUGUUGCACGCCAACGCACUGUGCCACUUCCACAUCGCCGCCAGCAUCAACCCAGCCACAGACAUCCCUCUGCUGCCCUCCAUCUCGUCCAUGAGCGGCUCUGAUGAGGAGGAACCGGGCGGCCCGUUCACCGUUCACUGGCUCAACAACAAAGAGCUGCACCUGACGCUGAGCAUGGAGGUGUUUCUACAGCAGCUGAGGAGCAGCGGCGAGCAGAACGGACCCACAGAGCGCUACGAUGCUGAUGAGGAGGGGAGCGGUGCUGAUGCUGCGGCUCUGGGCUCCGUCUCUCUCCCUGCGGUGGCGGUGGAUCAUCUGGUGGAUGUGCUGCUGAGUGACUGGAACAGAGCAGCAGACAUGCUGUUUAGUAUCCACCCGAUGGACGGAUCACUGCUGGUGUGGCAUGUCGACUGGCUGGACGAAUACCAGCCCGGCAUGUUCCGACAGGCGCAGGUUUCCUUUGUGUCCAGGAUUCCCGUGGCCUUCCCCACCGGCGACGCCAACUCUCUCAGCCGCAGCGUGGUCAUGUACGCCUGCAACAGAAACGUGGACCUGGCCAUGCAGCACGGCCGUCAGCGUCCCGCGGGCCUGCCGCACUCGUCCUCCUCCGCUCUGAUCGGACAGAGCCAGAACAAACCCUCCUCCAGCAGCCUGCGUCUCAGCAUCUUCACCCCCAGUGUCCUGAUGAUCUCCAAACACGCCGACGGCUCACUCAACCAGUGGGCCGUCAGCUUCGCCGAGGACUCGGCCUUCUCCACGGUGCUCAGCGUGUCUCAUAAGUCACGGUACUGCGGUCAUCGCUUCCACCUCAACGAUCUGGCCUGCCACUCUCUGCUGCCGCUGCUGCUUACCACCUCGCACCACAACGCCCUGAGGACGCCCGCCGCCGCUCUGACCGCCCCGGCCCGCAGGAGCAGAGUCUCGCAGGACCCCAGCGCCAUCUACAGCGAGCUGAUCCUGUGGCGGGUGGAUCCGGUGGGGCCGCUGUCGUUCUCUGGCGGCGUGUCGGAGCUGGCCAGGAUCAACUCGCUGCACGCCUCCGCCUUCUCUAACGUGGCCUGGCUGCCCACGCUCAUCCCCAGCAACUGCCUCGGUGUGUAUGGAAACUCACCCAGUGCCUGCUUCAUCGCCAGUGACGGACACUCGCUCCGACUCUAUCAGGCCAUCAUCGAGGCCAAGAAACUGCUGAGUGAACUCUCCAACCCCGACAUCUCCAAAUAUGUUGGGGAGGUGUUUAACAUCAUCAGCCAGCAGUCGACGGCUAGACCAGGCUGCAUCAUUGAGCUUGAUGCCAUCACAGACUUUCAGGGGAAAGAGACGCAGCUGCUGCACGUGUUCGAGGAGGACCUGAUCUUGGGAAGCGAGAAAGUAGACGACUGCCUGCAGGAUUCUGUUCCCAGCCGGACGCUCUUCUCCGCUCGCUUCUUCCUGGUGGUGGUGGAGAUCACUCAGAGCGGCAGGGUACUUCUGUCCCACCAUAACGUGAAGAUGACGGCGUUCUUCAGCAAUAACUUCAGUGAAGACCGCUGGAGGAAGGCAGCGCUGAAGAACGCUUUCUCUCUGCUCGGAAAGCAACGUUUCCAGCAUUCAGCGGCUUUCUUUCUGCUGGCCGGAUCCCUGAAAGAUGCUGUUGAGGUUUGUAUAGAGAAGAUGCAGGACCUUCAGCUGGCUCUGGUGGUCUGUCGGCUGUAUGAGUCUGAGUUCGAGAUGUCCUGCAGCUACAAGCGAAUCCUGCAGAGGCAUGUGUUGGGUCAGGAUCACCAGAUCGCGGCCCAUCAGGACCCGUUCUUACGCAGCAUGGCGUACUGGGUCUUAGAUGACUACAGCAGGGCUUUGGACACGCUGCUCGAGCCCAAUGCAGACACGUCACAUGAAGGAACCGGAUCGUCUCCCUGUAGUCCUGAUGUUUUUAACUUCUACACCUACCUCCGCACACACCCGCUGCUGCUGCGCCGUCACUUCGGCUCCUGUGAUAAAGCUAAAGUGGGUCUGACCGCUGAAGGCCGCGCCAUCAGCCUCACAGAGAGGAGGCUCUUCUUCACCGCCGCUUAUGCACACUUACAGGCCGGCUGCCCCAUGCUGGCUUUAGAGGUGCUCUCCAAAAUGCCAAAGGUCGUGAAGCGCUCAAAGCCAUGCGAGAAUUCGCCCGAGUCGUCGAGCGAGCGUGAAGACCAGGCCUCGGCUCCGUGGCCGGUUCUCAACGGCUUGGAGUCCGUGUCCUCGCUCUCGUCUCCCAGAGAGGACAGCCAGUCGGACUCUGUGCUCAGUUUCGACUGGAGCCAGCCGUCUGUCACCCUGCAGGACGAGCCUCUGGAUCUUAAGUGGGACAGCGAUAAAGACGACUCGGACGAGGAAGAAUCAGGCCUGGCGAUGAAGACCAUCCAUCCGAAGAAAGACGACGGCGCUCCGGAAGCGACAUCCACCCCUAGGGAUCACGGUAGGGCUGUCAAAAUGCUUCUAAAUUCGAAUUUUGCACUUAAAUAUUAUCCAUUUUCGAAUUUAAAAGGCAUGAUUUCAGUUAGGGUGAAAACUGCUCAAACCAAAGGAACCGGAUCGUCUCCCUGUAGUCCUGAUGUUUUUAACUUCUACACCUACCUCCGCACACACCCGCUGCUGCUGCGCCGUCACUUCGGCUCCUGUGAUAAAGCUAAAGUGGGUCUGACCGCUGAAGGCCGCGCCAUCAGCCUCACAGAGAGGAGGCUCUUCUUCACCGCCGCUUAUGCACACUUACAGGCCGGCUGCCCCAUGCUGGCUUUAGAGGUGCUCUCCAAAAUGCCAAAGGUCGUGAAGCGCUCAAAGCCAUGCGAGAAUUCGCCCGAGUCGUCGAGCGAGCGUGAAGACCAGGCCUCGGCUCCGUGGCCGGUUCUCAACGGCUUGGAGUCCGUGUCCUCGCUCUCGUCUCCCAGAGAGGACAGCCAGUCGGACUCUGUGCUCAGUUUCGACUGGAGCCAGCCGUCUGUCACCCUGCAGGACGAGCCUCUGGAUCUUAAGUGGGACAGCGAUAAAGACGACUCGGACGAGGAAGAAUCAGGCCUGGCGAUGAAGACCAUCCAUCCGAAGAAAGACGACGGCGCUCCGGAAUUUCUGUCUCCCGGGCAUUAUGUUAUUAUGUUUUCUCUCUCUCACCAGGACGACAGUCUGCAGAUCUCCGUUCCCGCUCCGCAGCACCUGUCUGUUCCUCUUUUCCUGGCGUGGACCGCCAGCUCCAAAACAGUGGUGGCCAAUCCCAUAGUGCACCUGACCAACCUCACGCAUGACAUACUGCACACCAUCAACGCUCUGGACGUGCCUCCGCACCCGGAUAUCGUCAACAACGAGAUCUACGUGAUGCACACGCUAGCGGCUUCCCUCUCCGCCUGCAUCUAUCAGUGUCUCUGUGACGGACACAGCUACAGCCAUGUGAAUCCGUUCACGGGCAUCACCUACCAGAGCGUCCUGCUUACCCAUCAGCCCCCGGUGAGGAGCGUCAGCAUCGAGGAGGCCAUCCUGCCCAACACCUCUCCUGCGCAGUGGCCUGGUGUGAGCGUCCUGAUGCGGCUGCUGAGUGCGUCUGGAGACGAGAACCAGCCUGGUCUGCCUGUGCUCCUGUGUGAGAUCCUGACCGCCGUCAUCCUCAGCCUGUUCGUCCACGGUCUGGCCACUCACUCCAGCCACGAGCUCUUCCGCAUCGUCGCUCACCCGCUCAACAGCAGGCUGUGGGUGUCUGUGUUCGGCGGCGGCGCUCGUGUUCCUGUGCCGGAGAAGCCCAGCUCACCCACAGGUUCUGCUCUCCUCAUGCUGCUGGUUGUCUGGUCCAUGUCCCGCCGGCGCUCUGCUCUGCCCGUCAGACGGCUGUGGCAGUAUCUGGUCAAACAGGAAGAAGUUCAGGAGACGUUCAUACGAAACAUCUUCACCAAGAAACGAGAUCAGAAUGAGAUCGAGGCCGGUCUGGGGUUUCCUGGAGGAAAAGCUCGCAUCAUCCACAAGGAGUCGGACAUCAUCACGGCGUUCGCCAUCAAUAAGGCCAAUCGCAACUGUUUAGUGAUCGCCUCCACCCACGACAUCCAGGAGCUGGAUGUGUCCUCCAUCCUCGCCACGCAGAUCCUGACCUGGGUCGAUGACGAGAACGAGACCGAGGUCAAAGGAACGGAUGAUUUCCUGGUGGUUCACGCUCGGGACGACUUCAGCUUGCUUCACGGCAGCACACCCUACACCCACAGCAGCCCCGGGACACCCAUCAACAUGCCCUGGCUGGGGGGCCUGCAGACGGGCCGAGGAGCCGCUGUGCUCAUCAAACGCAACAUCAACAACGUGAGGCGGAUGACGUCACACCCCACGCUGCCCUACUGUGAGAGACUACACCCGGAUCGGAUUCUAUUGAAGCAGUGGGGUCACUCACAGCAGAUCACCUGCUUCAGGAGCCCCGGAAACUCCAGGGUCAGCAGGAUACGCUUCAAUUAUCAGGGCAAUAAGUUUGGGAUCGUGGUUGCGGACGGAGCGCUCAGUCUCUGGCAGACCAGCACCUCAGGAAACACUCCCAAACCCUAUCUGACGCUUCAGUGUCACAAUAAGACGGCGAAUGACUUUGUGUUUGUGGGCUCGUCGUCUCUCAUCGCCACUGCAGGCCUGUCCACAGACAACAGGAACGUGUGUCUGUGGGAUACGCUGGUCACGCCAGCAUACAGUCUGGUUCACGGCUUCAGCUGUCACGAGUCCGGCUCCACGGUUCUGGCUCUGGCGUCUAAACAGCAGCUGCUGCUCAGCGGAGGCCGGAAGGGCUGCAUCAGUGUUCUGGACCUCAGUCUGAAGAUCCAGCGCCAGAGUUUCCAGGCGCACGACUCGGCCGUCAAAGCGCUGGCCAUCGACGCCAGCGAGAGCUGCUUCAUCAGCGGAUCGGCCGAGGGCAACAUCAAGCUUUAUUUCAAUUACGGAAAACAGUUUUUAGUAGUUUCAGUCUUAGUUAACAAUGAUGACAACAUAGUUGGUUUCUUUGGGAAUAACUAG
This is a messenger RNA of Sinocyclocheilus rhinocerous, 6624 nucleotides long. Its product is annotated as dmX-like protein 1. Gene Ontology annotation, biological process: vacuolar acidification. NCBI's taxonomy places the organism in Eukaryota, Metazoa, Chordata, Actinopteri, Cypriniformes, Cyprinidae. Bases 166 to 6624 code for a protein of 2152 amino acids. The record is from RefSeq and is a predicted model, not a curated record. Gene Ontology annotation, molecular function: protein binding. Gene Ontology annotation, cellular component: RAVE complex. The transcript is spliced from 40 exons.